UUCAAGGUCCUGCUGACGAGGCAUACGAUGAAAAACGUUGUCUCGAACGAGAAUCACAGUACUUUUUCUUUUUGCUAUAUUUUGUCUUCUAUAAUAAGAAUAAGUCCAAAUCUUCUACUGGUUCGAUUAUGACUAAGCCAAAACCAUAUCUUUAUGUUCCCUCCAACUGACCAUACACAUCGUAUCUGCGCUUCAAGACUUUCCCUUUUUUCUUUGUUCCACUUUCUUGUUUGGUAUCCGAGAAAAAGCAGAAAGUAGCAAACCAGAGAAUUCAAACUUGCAAGUUUCACAGUGAAAAUCAAUGGGGAAUUCAUCAUCUAUGCUAACUCAAUAUGACAUUGAAGAAGUUCAAGAACACUGCGAUUAUCUAUUUUCUCAGCAAGAAAUAGUGUCCUUAUACCAAAGAUUUUGUCAACUCGAUCGAAAUUCCAAAGGUUUCAUUUCUGCUGAUGAGUUUUUAUCAGUUCCUGAGUUUGCAAUGAAUCCACUUUCUCAGAGACUUCUAAAAAUGGUGGAUGGAUUAAACUUCAAAGAUUUUGUGGCUUUCUUAUCUGCAUUCAGUACUAAAGCUAGUUUUCAUCAGAAAGCUGAAAUUAUUUUCAAGGUAUAUGAUUCUGAUGGAAAUGGAAAAGUCUCUUUCAAUGACAUCUUAGAAGUAUUAAAAGAUCUGUCUGGUUCUUUCAUGUCAGAUGAGCAAAGAGAGAGAGUGUUGACCCAAGUUUUGCAAGAGUGUGGUUACACCAGGGAAUCUUAUCUGAUGUUGGAUGAUUUUAUUAAGGUUCUUGGCAGUACUGGCCUAAAAAUGGAGGUUGAAGUGCCCAUUGAUUAAGUUCAAGUUGAGGUAUGGCUGUCCAAGAAAUGGUCGUCAAUGGUGAAAGAACCCUCCACAUCUGUACAUGUAACAAAAAUAAAGGCUGUUUCAGGCCAAAACUCAGACUCCAUUACUGUUUUACAUCGAGACUUCAGAUUAAUUUCAUUCCUGUGAUGAUAUAAAUAGUUAUAUUAGAAGAGUGUUAAUGGUUGUAAAAUAGAUAGUUAUUCUUAGAAUCUCUUAGAAAUACAAAAUAAGCUUAGUAUACAAAUAAAAAGGCAUUCACUUGUAUAAA
This is a messenger RNA of Cannabis sativa, 1106 nucleotides long. RefSeq lists its product as uncharacterized. The record is from RefSeq and is a predicted model, not a curated record. The coding region runs from base 302 to 829 and encodes 175 amino acids. Lineage: Eukaryota; Viridiplantae; Streptophyta; Magnoliopsida; Rosales; Cannabaceae. Gene Ontology annotation, molecular function: calcium ion binding. The transcript has 8 exons.